This is a messenger RNA of Anguilla rostrata (American eel), 7358 nucleotides long. RefSeq names its product ITPR interacting domain containing 2 (gene itprid2). Bases 1574 to 5593 code for a protein of 1339 amino acids. Gene Ontology annotation, molecular function: signaling receptor binding. The transcript has 19 exons. NCBI's taxonomy places the organism in Eukaryota, Metazoa, Chordata, Actinopteri, Anguilliformes, Anguillidae. The record is from RefSeq and is a predicted model, not a curated record.
GAUAAUGAGCCAAACCUGCAUUACGUUAACAAGUUGAAAGAAAAAAUUAAACUUUAACAUGUGUUCAACAGCCUUAAUUGAGCUAGAGAUUGGCUGUAAUGAAAACCAGCAUCCCCACAGGGGAUCCCAGGACCAGAGUUUGAGAACCACUGGCAUAGAGGUACUUUCUGGUGGGCACAAGCCAGUGUUGCGGUGUAUGCAUGUUCAUAUCUUCAGUUUUGUGCAGGAGUUUUCUAACGCUUUCCCUAGACUUGGCCAUUCCUGUCCUGUUCCCUUUUAAAGGAGAAUGCGUCCCUCAGUUUAAAAUAGAAUGUAGACCAGGAGCAGCUCUGUGUUUAUACUAGUGCCUUGCUCACCAGGGCCUAAUGUUGAGGGGAGACAUGAGGUGUUCUGUAUUUACAUUAGUUACUUACACACUUGGGUUAAAAUGGAGCAGAGGCACAGUGUAAAUGUCAGACUAUAUUAGUUACUCAUAAUGAUGAAGGACCAAAGAUCUGUACUGGCUUUUCAAUUAUAGUAGCACAUAUUGAAGCCAGACCUAAAGUGGGACAGACACUCCCUAGACCAGAGAGUCUCACUGUUUGUAGUCUACCCUGAUAACUGACAUUUCACAGUGACGCUCUUAUGGUUCCUCAUUCUUCAGAUCCUUGGCCCUGCAGCGAAGUGUGUCUCGGGAGAGCUGAACCAGUGAAACCUAAUGUAGCUUUAACUUUCUGCCUGAGUGCGCUCAGGUGUGUGACGACACGCUCAUGCUCUGUUUCCCCAGCUCAAAGGAACUCACCUUGUCAGUUGACACAGGUAAAGCACCUCAGCCAGGUUACUUUGACCUUUUGUAAUUGCUUUAAUGCAUCAGGAAAAACAAGGGAAAAUGGCAGGCUUUCCUUGUGCGCUGGUGGUUUGGCGUUUCUAAAUCUUGCAUGAAUAGUGGCAGUCAAGCCAGACCGACCGUAGUCACUGUCACACAAAGUCACCACCUAAGUCCUGUUUUGAGCCAAGAAAAACCCUAAUGUGAUCUUUAAAAGUACCCUUUAAAAACUAGAUGGCAUUUUGUUCAGCCAAAUUCUUGCUGAUGGGCUAUGUGCCUCAUGGACAGUUGUCUGUGAAUCCCAUUUUUUAUUUCUUCGUAUUUACAGACUUUUCCUGUCUGUGAAUUCAGGUGUUGCUGUGGCAUUUGCGUAAGCCUAAUAUAUUUAUUUUGUCACCAAAGAGACCACUUUGUUUUGCAUUUCUGCUUAUUUAGAACAGCUCCUCUGCAAAUGGGGAAAAGCCUAAAAAUAGCCCUCUGAACCCUAGAGAUUACACAGUCGAAUGAUAAAUCCAUCCCACUUUAACGGGUUUGUCCAUUUUCUUCAGAAAACCCUGAUCCAAAACAGGAAAUGACUCCGCACCAGCUUGUAAUCGUUUAACUAAACAGACAUUUCCUGUUCUACUUGUUUUCUAACUCCCACCAUCUCAGCCAGGGUUUCUCCGUGGGUUUCAUUACCGGACCGUUCAGUCUAUCUGUUCUCUGCGCAGCCAAGAACCUUCGAGGUGAAGCAGCCCCGGUUGUAGUAGUGCCCUGGGAGCAGUAGGGAUGGAGCAGUGUGGGUCGGCCGGCCGCGGGCACCCCUGGAAGGCUGCCACCAUGAAGAGGAAGGCCUGGGCACUCAGCCGAGGCUCCUGGCAGGCGUCGGAGUCCCAGGACGGGCACGCCGAGGGGCAGCCGCCGCAGGAGCCUGCGGCGCACAAAGUGCCGCUCGCCGAGGAACCAGGACGGAUACCUAACAAGAUCGCAAGUUGGCUGAAGGAAUGCAGGACUCCCCUGGGGGCCUCUCUGGACGAACAGAGUAACACACCAACCAAGGGCACAGUAAAGAACACGUGCAGCUUUGAGGAUGACCUGUCCCUGGGAGCGGAGGCCAACCACCUCCGGGCUGGCGGGACUCCAUCAGAGAUGCAACAUUUGGGGAUGCUGGCCAAGGAGAAGCGGACCCAGUUCCAGCAGAAGGGAAGGAGCAUGAACUCCACGGGUUCGGGGAAGAGCAACACAACCGUGUCCAGCGUUUCCGAGCUGCUGGACCUUUAUGAGGAGGACCCCGAGGAGAUCCUCUACAACCUGGGCUUCGGCAGAGAGGAGCCGGACAUCGCCUCCAAGAUCCCCUCCCGCUUCUUCAACUCCAUGUCGCACGCCAGAGGGAUCGACAUCAAGGUGUACCUGGGAGCCCAGCUGCAGCGCCUGGAGCUGGAGAACCCCAACUACGCCCUGACAAGUCGUUUCCGUCAGAUAGAAGUGCUCACCACCGUGGCCAACGCCUUCUCCUCGCUGUACUCCCAAGUCUCGGGCACCCCCGUGCAGAAGAUUGGCAGCACCGAAACAGAGCACAAAGAGCCGCCGCCACUCAACAGGAACAACUCUGCCCUGAACGCCGCCAAAAUCCUGAAGAAGACCUUCACCAGGCGCAACCUGCACGCAUCGGUCGACGGAGGGCCCUCCGCCCAUCCUGAGGCGGAGCGGGGGAAGGGGCCGGGCGAAAGCGGGCACGAGCAGUCGCCGAGGACAAAGGACCUGCCGUCGCUCGCCACCGUGACCGAGGCUGAGGAGUCCCGCCUGGGACCGACGGGCAUCAUGCCCGCCGACCCGCCCAAUGGCGACCUGCUCAACGGCGACAAGGAGGAGGACGAGGAGCCGAACUCCAACCCCGCGAAGGACUCCAGCCUCUCCGCUGACCCUGAUACAGACAGGGGCAAAGAGCAGGCAGUGACCUCCACGCCCGCCAAAGAGCCCCCCACCCACCGACCCCACCCCUGCAUCUCCCACCUCCUCUCACAGGCAAAGGACUCGUUUGAAAUGGAAGAGGUACAAAGCAACGAGGGUGAGGGCCCUGCCGGGAUCAGCAGCUCUUCGAAAGACGGGAACGAGCUCUUGCAGAGGAUGGCGAGCCAGCAUUCGGACAGCAGCGGAUUUGCUGAGGACCCUUCCACAGAUGGCUCUGCUAACCAUCUGAAGGUACAGGAGAGCUCAGACAGCUGUGACAGCGAGACCACGGUGACGUCUAACGCAGGGGAACUGAGCACACCUCUCGCCGUGGACCACCCCAUCUUCCAUAAGUUUCCGGGAGAAGAGGAGGGUUUAACAGCCUUUGGCUCAGACAGCGCUCCGAUGCUGGACCACCACGCAUUCCAGAAACCAGAGGGAGAAGAGGAAGGUCAAACGGCCGCUGGUCCAGACAGCAGUGGGGAACUGAACACUGACUUGCUGAGUGGGAAUCAAAGCCAGCCUAAAGGGGAGGAAGAGGAGGUGCUGGUUGAGGAGAAGGAGGUUGUUCAGGAGAAUGUGGCUGAGGAGAAGGCCGAUGAGGAGAAUGUGGUUGAGGAGGUUGUUGAGGAGAAGGUGGUUGAGGAGGACGUGGGUGAGGAGGAGGUUGCUGAGGAGAAGGUGGUUGAGCAGGAGAUUGUUGAGGAAGAGGUAAAGGAGGUCAUCCCUGAGUACAUCCCUCACCCCACGCACGUGCACAAGCCCGUAGAGCCGAGCUCUUCCGAGGGGCCGGGCUCUCCAGCAGAGCCUCUUUCUCAGACCAGCAGCUCUACGGAGCCUGGCCCUGAGGACACGCAAGACAGGCCCCAUGUAGCUCCAUGCUGGCCCCCUCAGGCGGCCCCUGCGUGUGAGGAGCAUGGUGCGCUGGUUUGGGCCAGGGUCCGGGACUUACAAAUGGGCCGGGACAGGUACCCGCUGAGGCGGUCCAGCUCGCUGCCCAACCCCCUGCUCAGCCCCUCCCGGGUGGUGUCGUCCGUAAAAAUCGAGCUCCGCCCGGGCAGCGCUCGUCACUGCACCCCGCCCUCAUACUCCUACCGCUACACCCCCGAGGAUGAAGGGGAGGACGGCACGGGAUCCAUUGCGGAGAAGGAAGAGGAGGAGGAGGACGAGGAAGGGGCGCCCUGUCGCUCCACCCUCGUCAUCAAUGCCACCCCUAAGGCUAGGGAAGUCCCCGAAGAGCUGCGGGCAGAGGACAUCCCCCCCAGCAGGAUGCCCCCCUACCCCCUGCACAUUCCAGCCCAUCUGACCCGCUCCUCCUGCUCCCUGCACAGCACUCCCCCUGACUGGCUUGAGCGCCCUCUGUGUGACCUGCCCCGUUCCUGGAGCACCUGCAGCAUGCCUGCACUGUCUGCCCACAGCGCCCCCUAUGGCUCGCCUUUCAGCCACUCCCUCAGCGCCCCCUACAGCUCAACUCUCAGCCACCCCCAGAGUGCCACCUACGGCUUGCCUGUGGGGCACCUACACAGCGCCCCAUACGGCUCACCUCUUGGCCAAACUCACAGCGCCCCCUACAGCUCACCUCUUGGCCAAACCCACAGCGCCCCGUACAGCUGGCCUCUUGGCCACCCCCACAAUGCCCCCUACGGCCCGCCUCUUGGCCACUCCCACAGUGCCCCCUACAGUUCACCUCUCAGCCAUCCCCACAAUGCCCCCUACGGCCCGCCUCUUGGCCAACCCCACAGAGCCCCCUACAGCUCGCCUCUCGGCCACCCCCACAAUGCCCCUCACCAUUACGGCAUCCCACAGAGCAACCACUGCAACAGCCCUUUCAGCAGCCCGUACGUCGCCCCGUGCUCGUCAAACUGCUGCCCCGCCUACCCUGCACCCUGCGGGCCAGUGGCCCCCCUGCGCCUCGCCCAUCCCCCGUCCAGCACGGAGAUGCAGCUCAAGCGGGUCCUGCAUGAUGUUCGGAGCGCGGUCCAGAACCUAGCCCAGGGUUCAUCUCGGAGUGAGGACAUGGUGACCCCUCUGUUCAACCCCCACAGAGCAGUUCAGCCCCUGUAUGAGGACACCAUUCAAGAGCUGCAAGUGAUCAAGAGGAACCUGAAUGUGUUCCGCACGCAGAUGAUGGACCUGGAGCUGGCCCUCCUCAGACAGCAGGACAUGGUCUAUCAGCACCUGACAGAGGAGGACAGACAGGAGGCUGAGCACCUGCAGAGCUUGCGUACUGCAGUGAGGCAGGAAUUGCAGGAGUUGGAGCUGCAGCUGGAGGAUCGUUUGCUUUUCCUGGAUGAGCAGCUGCGCGCCUCCCACUACCGCCAUCCUGUGGGACUUUCUAGAGGUCACAGCUUGGACAGCCGGUGCAGUACCCCUCCCAUGAAUGUAACAGAGCCGGUGACAGAACUCCUGAGGGAGCAGCUGUCCCUGCAGGUGGAGCUAGGGUUCGAGGGGAGGGCCAGCUCCGUCCCACCACUGGCGUCCAGCUGCUCCUCCGAGUCGGUCGGCCCUGCCAGGCCGAGCCGGCCCCCGGGCCCCUCUGCGCACGACUGCCCCUCCCCGCAGAGGCUGGACGUGUACCGGACCUCCAUCAGCCUCACCCCCACCUUACCGCCACGGCAGCAGACGCCGGGGCCCCCGCAGAGGGCGGACUCCGCGCCCAUAUGUCCUUCACCUGAGGACGGAGGAGGAGCAGGAGCAGUACGAGAGGGAGGAGCAGUGGAGAACCCCCAGCUACAGCAGCUCAUUAAGGAGAUGAAGCGCAGUAUCACAGAGGAAAUUCGGCAGGAGAUUGUGAGUGAUCUUCUGGCAGCUGUGUUACCGAGGAGAUCACCCGCGGCAACGCAGGAGCAUACCUUGUGAGCAAGUUCAUAAAGUGUCCCUGUGGAUAAAACAAAUGCUCUGAACACUGGUGAAAGCCUGCACUGGAGAGCCGCCUUCCUCCCCCCACACUGGUGUGUGUGUGCAAGUGUGUGUGGUUGUGCAUGGAUGCAUGAAUGCAUGCAUACAUGCAUGUGGGCAUGCACAAAAAUGCAUGACACCAACAGUUCUGGUGUGCAUCACGCACCUAGCAGUUCAAUAGAUUAAUACCAUUGUACUCUGCCGUGCUACACUUAUCCAUCCAGUUUAACCAUGGAGAAGGUGGAAAGUGUGUUCCUGCUCUUGGACGGUCUCAUCCUUUUGAAGACUUUUUACUUCUCUUCGGUGGUGGACGUUCUUGGAUUGUAUUUAAGGAAGUGAUGCUGGUUGAGUGCAUGUUGAGGAGGCUUAAUGUGAACAAGCUCAAAAAGACUUUGCCUGGGUGAAAUGUGUGUACAAGUGUGUAUGGAGCGCCUAUCUACUGUAACUAAGCCUACUAAUCCAAUCCCUGUACGGUGCCUGGGAACGCAAUGCAUUUCACUUGGAACUUGAACCUACUCGUAACUACUGUUUUCAGGACAUUUUUAAACGUUAAUUUUUGUUUUUGUUUGUCUUUCUUUUUGUCAUAAACAUAUUUAUUUAAAAUCAUAUUUUUAAAAUUCACAUUUCUAAGAGAAUUUUCAAAUGUAAAGCACCACUAAUGUCACUUAAAUGUAUAUAUUUUGAAUGAACUUAUUUGUUUUGUAAGGUUGGCAUGAAUGACAGUGGUUAAUACACUGGAGAAUGACAUGGAGUAGGAUGCACUACCCACUGAAGUGUUUGAUAGUGGUCUUGAAUGUGGAUAAAAACUAAAACCUGUCCCAAUCACAUUGUCCCUAGUUUUACUGAUAGUCCAUUCGGACAACCACAUUGUCCCUAGUUUUUCUCUAAUCAUUCCAUGCCUUUAAAAUCCAUCAUAAACUUUGGCCUGGAUUCAAAUCUUUUAAAGCUUUCACAGCUCAGCAGUUUGUCUUCAUCUUGAACUGAAUUUACUUUUUUUACGAAGGGUCCCGCAUGCAUAAUGCAUUAUACACUUUUGUGAGUACUAUGUGAACACUCUGUGAAUGCUAGCUUGCAUAAACUGUUAUAAAGUGUAUUACAUCAUCAGUGAUCAUUGAGGCAUUUUGGUUACAGUAUUGUCAUUCUUUGAGAGUGCAUACUGUGACCUGAGUCAUGCAUUUUCUGAUCCUAAGUCUUAAUCAGUUAGCAUGUCUUGUUGAUAGUUUAUUUAAGGUGUUAUGUAAUUCGCAUGAUGGCAGUUUAUGUACUUCUAAUGUAGGACCCUUCAUACAAAGUAUAACAAAUAUAUUCAUAGCUUUUUUAUGAUUUCUGCAACAUGGCAGUCAGUGAAUUUAGCAAUAAAAGUUGUAAAAGUGUUAGAGGCAUAAAAAGUAACCCCUGAAAUUGUUAAUCGAAAUUAUUCCUGAUUCAGUUUAGGUAUCUUUCAACUGUGAGUUUAAUAAUGAGCUGGUGUUAUUUUUAGCUGUGGAGCUAAAAAAGUGUUGAGGCAUUUCAAUUGCCCUGCUAUUUUCUUUUUAGGAAGUCUUUCACAAAGAUGUUAAUUCUACUUUAUAUUUGUUUGCUAUACUAAUUGAUGUAUAUAAACUGAUGGAUAUUUGUAAAUUGAUAUAAUUGUAAUAAAGGUAAUCUGUUUAGCUUUGUGACCUGGGAUGCAUGGGGAAGACUUCUAAAGCGAAACAUUAAUAAAGAUUUAUUUAUUUUGAAUAUA